CCCCAAAGGAACACACGUGACAUGUGUGUCGGUUUUGUAACGCUGUAGAGUUGACGAGGCUGCCCAGCCGACACUCAUUCAAAAAGUGAAGUUAACCACGACGAUAUCACAAUGCUUAUUCCAAAUGGACGAUUCCGAAUUUGUACAUUGGCGUUCACUGCCGCUAGGAUGUUUACGACUGGUCCAAACCCAGUCGUUUACUUUGACAUUGCUGCAGACAACCAACCUCUUGGAAGAGUAACCUUUGAGUUGCGAGCUGACGUGGUACCAAAAACAGCAGAAAACUUCCGUGCCCUGUGCACAGGAGAGAAAGGAUUCGGUUACAAGGGAUCAAUAUUCCACCGGGUCAUCCCCCAGUUCAUGUGCCAGGGAGGAGACUUUACCAACCACAAUGGCACCGGAGGGAAGUCCAUAUAUGGAAGGACAUUUCCAGAUGAGAACUUCAAGCUGACACAUACUGCCGCUGGGAUCUUGUCCAUGGCCAACGCAGGGCCCCACACAAAUGGCUCUCAAUUCUUCAUCUGCACAGCCAAGACAGAGUGGCUGGAUGGCAAGCAUGUUGUGUUUGGCAGUGUGAAGGAGGGCAUCGAGGUAGUGCAGAAAGUGGAGGCCCUGGGCUCGCGCUCUGGGCGCACCGCCAAGCGGAUCACCAUCACCGACUGCGGCGAGCUCAAGUAGACCCCCGGUGCUCUGGCACCCCCAAUACCCCCCCCCCCUUUCCGAAACACCUACUGUGAAUGUCAAAAAAUGAGCCCGUUGUGAAGACGGUCAGCCGGACGAUGGUACGGUGUGGUGGGCUGAGGACGUCCAGGCGAGAAUCUUUUUUUCACUCUUCUAAUUUUGUUUAUUAUUCUUUUUUUAGUCGACCACGCUGUGCUGAGAGGCUUGUUUGUCAAGAGCCUGAUUUUUGAAAAAGGGCAGGGCCAGAGCCGUCUUUAAAGCUGUGAUUGGUCCAAGUUCAUUUCUAUCUUGAAUCCCCAGGGGGCACUUAAUCGGAGUCUUGGCAUCUCCUCAGAUCAGGGUAAUACUUGUGUGUGAAUCGUCAGCAUUUACCUCGUAAGUUCCUCUCAAAAUAUGUCGAUUUUUUUGUAAAAAGAGCAACCGAACGUAUACUGGAAUGUGACAUUGUGAGGUGUGAAUUGCGUGGCUUUAAAUGAGUAUUUUUGGAAACGGCAGUUCUAAACUGAAAUAAAGUCAUACCAACGGUGCUAA
Alosa sapidissima (American shad) is the source of this 1212-nucleotide messenger RNA. RefSeq names its product peptidylprolyl isomerase Fb (gene ppifb). Gene Ontology annotation, biological process: regulation of mitochondrial membrane permeability involved in programmed necrotic cell death; protein folding; cellular response to hydrogen peroxide. Gene Ontology annotation, cellular component: mitochondrion. Gene Ontology annotation, molecular function: peptidyl-prolyl cis-trans isomerase activity. The record is from RefSeq and is a predicted model, not a curated record. NCBI's taxonomy places the organism in Eukaryota, Metazoa, Chordata, Actinopteri, Clupeiformes, Clupeidae. The transcript is spliced from 6 exons. Bases 112 to 678 code for a protein of 188 amino acids.